This is a messenger RNA of Hermetia illucens (black soldier fly), 1662 nucleotides long. RefSeq lists its product as uncharacterized. The transcript has 3 exons. Gene Ontology annotation, biological process: regulation of synaptic transmission, cholinergic; positive regulation of voltage-gated potassium channel activity; sleep. The coding region runs from base 951 to 1439 and encodes 162 amino acids. The record is from RefSeq and is a predicted model, not a curated record. Lineage: Eukaryota; Metazoa; Arthropoda; Insecta; Diptera; Stratiomyidae.
AUGCGAAAAUUGGUCGACGAAGCUUCAAGACUUGCACAACACUCUACAGCCAGCCAGCUAGUCUCUCUCUACGUUAACUCCUGCCUCUUGGCUUCGGCUGGACUCGACUCUGGUGUCAUUAUAGUGAGGUAUAUGCAUGGGUUUUCCUCCUUUUGCCACUUUUUCGAUAUUUCUCGUAUAAAGAAAAUUUCAGUUUGGUUUUGUGUGUUGGCAUGAUAGUGACGACGAAGACGACGAAGAAAGUGAUCGAAAUCGAUGUGAAUCAAAACCGAUACUUUUAGUUGAAAAUUAAAACCCAGUUAAGAUUUUACGGAAUAAGGAGACAGUGAGACAGACGUUAAAAAUACCAUAAAUAACCGGAAGAUGAAGACUCAGUCAAGUAAUACAAUCAGUUAAAAGAAAACUAACUCCGAGGAAAAUUCUGAUAAUCGAAACAGUUUUCCGAAGGUAACGACAUUACGUAAAAUCCGUCAGCCGAGAAAAAGUGUAUGAGUAACGAGCGACCGUGUAUUCUGGGCCUUACUUGAGCGAAUUACUCAUAUCUGUUACAUAAUAAAGAAUUCUGCUGUCCAUCGGCUCUAAAUCAACUUGAGUGGUCAAACUUUGGCGGCGUCUUGAGAAUUGAGAUCAUUGUCGGGUCCGCAGUCACUAUCAACUGGAACUGUGAACUUUGUCAGUUGGGAUUUUAAAUUAUCUUUUAUGAGAAAGUUGCGUGCCAAUCGCCCAGUGGAGUAGCUUCACCGAAUUUCGACCGUUCGACGAGUGCAUACUUUUAAACGUUAGGAAAUAAACGCGUAGUGAUGUCAUAACUUACAAUAAAAAAUUAGCAGCAAUAAAGAAAUUGUGCUCAACUGGAAGAGGAAGCCCAGUCGCUGAAUUACCUAAUAUUUGAUCAAUAUUCGGAAGGAAGUAUCCGUUUUCAGUAACGACUAAUUGGCGAGCUGGCUAGGAUGUCACAAAUAUCUCAACGGAUUUUAAUUUUAGCUGGAGUUUUAACCGUGCUCAGUUUUAAAGGUGCACUGGGCAUAAUGUGCUAUCAUUGUAAUAGCGAAUUUGAUCCAAGGUGUGGUGACCCAUUUGAUGAUUAUUCCUUAGGACACCUGAAUUGCAGUAUGAAACCAUCUCCUGAUCACUUACAAAACCCCGAGGCGGUAGUAUGCCGGAAAAUCACUCAAAAGGUUUACGGCAAAACUCGUGUUCUACGUGACUGUGGUUACAUUCGUGACGACCGAGACGAUAGGGAGUGCGUCAAGCGUCUUGGAACCCACGAUGUCCAGGCCCUCUACUGUGCCUGUACAACCGACCUGUGCAAUAGUGCCCCAACAACAAUAUUAUCCAAUAAAGAUAGUAACAUAUUUAUGAAAGCACUGCCUCUAGCUUUAACUGUAAUUCUAUUAAUUUUAACACGUAGCCUUAAUAUCAAAUCAACUAAUUUAUAAAUUUUUCCAUUAUCAUUUCUCAUAUCUUUACAGCUGUAAUAUUUAAAGUAUGUAAACGAUCAAAUAGUAAAAGGAAAACCAUCAAAGAAAACUAAAUAAUGAAAACGGAAAGGUAAAGGAAGAGGAAAAUAUGAUACUCGUAGGUAUGGGGAGCUAAAAAUUAAAAAAAGAUAAAACUUAAAGAGAGAUAUUGUCUUCUAACAAGACGAUAUGUCGAAUAAAA